UUAUAUUUUGAAUUCAUUAAUAAGUUAUUCUUAAUUUAGUGUCUGUAUGCAAAUAUUAUAACUGCAGGAAUUUAAUUUGAAUUGCAUAAAAGUUUUGAAAUAGCUGCCGUGGCAUCAUUGAUCUAAAAACAGUGGUGAAGAAAUUCUUGUUUCUUUUCUGGAGCUAUCACAGUGCCAAUAUUUGUCCCUGACUCUCCAGUGUUAUACAUGUACACUGUUUAUUGAAAAUAUACAUGAUACAUGUACUGUAAGUUUUACUACCGGUAAGUCCUGAGAAAAAAAGUCAUUCUCAUUGCUACAGAACCUUGCAGUAUUUACAGUGUAAAUAUAGGUGUAGUUUCCUCUAGCCAAGACAUCCCAGGUAUGUUUUACUAAAUGAAGAUAAAUCAUUAAGUGAUAGAGUUGUGUCCCUUUGUUAUGAGCUGUGGGCAGUGCAUUGAUUGAUCACUAGGUGGUGUGCUGUCUGUGGGGAGGUGAGGGCAGAUUGUUUUUACUGGCUCGUCUGUGUGUAGCUCUGUCACCAUGCAAUUCACUCAAGGAUUAAACAGAGGUGAUCUAAAUGCUUCAGAACCCAGACUACAAUCCUCAUGUCGUGGUCAGUAAUAUGCUGUUAUGUCACAGAGUACCUCACCUGACCAGGCAUCUUCCUCUUCUGACUCUAAGUCCGAUGAUAGUUUCCCUGUAAAAGAACCAACUUCUGUUUCCAAGCCAUUGCCAAAAGAGGGGCGUCGCCAGCUUCCUCCAAUACCCAGCCCUGACACAAAGCUCGCAAUGGCAUCAGAAAUCAAACAGAGGCAGAAUAAUAUGCCCAAGAGUGGAUCCAAUGGGCACGGGCAACUUUUUACUGAGUACAAACUUAUGGCAGAGUAUAAUUUAUUGACGACCCACAAGUGUCCUGGUUGUUACGUGGUUCCCUCUGCCUUAACCCCUCUGAUUUGGCAUGGUGUGUUAUUCAUCAGACAGGGACUGUAUCAAGAGGGAAUUUUCCGAUUUAUUCUAACCAUUCCUGAGAAUUUCCCUGAUGGAGAUUGUCCUAGUCUAGUCUUUUCCUUCCCUGUCUUUCAUCCAUUGGUGGACUCCAGCACUGGAGAAUUAGAUGUCAAGAGAGCUUUUCCCAAAUGGAGAAAAAGUGCAAACCAUAUAUGGCAGGUGUUGCUGUAUGCCCGCCGUGUUUUCUACAAGAUUGACACUAAACUACCCUGGAACAAGGAAGCCGCUUCACUAUAUGACAAUGAGCCAGAAGCCUUCAGGAAGGAAGUAUUAAAAACAGUCAGCGCCAGUAAAGAGAAGAUAGAUGAGCCAGUCAAAUCAGACGACCCACAUAUACUCAGGUUCACACCCCUUGACCCUAGUGUUCAUGAAGAAGUGAGAAAAAAGAUGAUGAGUAUGCAGGUCAGUCAAAAUGAACCGGGGGGAGUUAAACCAGGCCUAUCCUGGAUGAAGCCAGGAAGUGUUCAGAUUUUUGCCAGGGAGGAUUCGGCUUCAGCAUGAACCUGGCAGUUAAAUCUCCUAUUGUUUUGGAGAGUUCAGAGAGUACAAGACAGUGACUUGUGUGCGUGUGACAUUUACAUGAUUAUCAUGCUGCAAUGAAUCAAUACUCUUGAGUGAACCAUUGUGAGUUUACAAGCAACAGAACUAUGGUAUUUCUAACCUAAAAAUGGUGCUCAUCUAACUUUUGUGUGAAUUUAUUUCUGCAAAAAUGUUAAAAACUUGAAUUAAGACGGAUUUUUUAAAGACAUUGUUUAAUAUGAAUGUUGGCUAUGAGUAAAUCUGUGCAUGUGGUUUUUGUUAGAAGAAAUUUUUAUGUUUAAAUUAAUUAUGAUUGGUAUUUUUUACUAAAUUAUUUAAUUGAAAGGUUGAUACACAUGUACUUUCAGGAAAAUUUUGUGAAUGAGAGUACAUAUUUAUUUGUAUUACAACGUUUGUAAAAAAAAAAAGUGAGAAUUAUUUAUCGCUCUUUUAUAUGAGGAACUUGAUUUAGAAACUUGAAAUAAUCUGGGUUAUUUUAAAUGUAUACUAUAUUUUGAGAAAGGAUUCAAAUAAUUUACAUUUGGAUUUAUUGGGUUUAAAAAAUCUUAUAAUCAUUCAUGUGUUAUUAACUGCAAAAAAUGCAAUUUUUGUACUACCAACAAAUUUUGCUUACUUUGUAACCAAUAAAUAUACAAAGUUAAAAUACAUUGUACUGAAGUUGUAAACUUUUGCACAGUACACAAUGUAUUGGUGGUACACACAUGUAAUUGUUGUGAAACAUUUUUUUUUCAACCUCAAGGUUUGUGCCAAAACCACAGUGUGGAUCAAAGCAUACACGAUCCCUGAAUUUUUUUCCAAGCUACUUUAACUAUGAAAUGGAACCUUGGCUAACUGAUAAAAAUAUUCUUUUAGCAUAUUUCAUGGGAAAUCUAAACUCUUCAAUUCCUGAUUUUAUUUACCACAUAAUGAUAGUUAUAUACUGGUCCAUGUAAUUCAUAAAUAAUUGUCCACUUGAAAUUUACACAAUCAGUUUUCACAAUCAACAAAAUCCCCCCUCCCACUUUACCUGGUAAGUGAAAGUUUAUUUUAAUUAUUAGGCCCUGCAAUUACAGCAUUCAAAUCAACAGCCUUGUACAUAUGAGUGAACAAAUUAAAAACCUCCAAACUUAAGUAGACUUGUGGUUUUGGGAAAUUCAUCACACACCCUUUGUUGUUUUACACAAAACUGCCUGAUUAAAGGGGGAUAACCUACUUUUAAAAUAGCAUUUUUUAAUUUGCCCACUGAUGUGAAAUUGACAAUCACUAGUGAAAUCUAUAUAAGUAGGAUAACGAAGUAAAGUAAAACAAUGGUCAUCCAUAAUCUUAUUUGCAGACAAAAAAAAAAAAACCACACCAUUCAAAAACCCUUUAAUCAGUUUGGUGAAUGUUUGGGCAAGUCAUUUGCCCUUUGCAAUAGAUUGCUUUGUGAUGGUAAAUUUCAAGCUACAGGUGUACAGCAUGUUUUUCUAUAUCAUAUGUAGAUUGUUUCCUCUUUUUUCAUUUUGAAAAGAAAAUGUUGUGAAUGUUAUGCACUUUUUACUGUUUCAUUUGUAAGAUUACUCAUUGAACAUAUCAAAUAUUCUAUGAACUUUGAAAUAAAACUGAUUUAUAUAUUUGAA
This is a messenger RNA of Magallana angulata, 3128 nucleotides long. RefSeq names its product AKT-interacting protein-like. The transcript has 10 exons. The record is from RefSeq and is a predicted model, not a curated record. NCBI's taxonomy places the organism in Eukaryota, Metazoa, Mollusca, Bivalvia, Ostreida, Ostreidae. The coding region runs from base 613 to 1491 and encodes 292 amino acids.